This is a messenger RNA of Peronospora belbahrii, 2898 nucleotides long. NCBI's taxonomy places the organism in Eukaryota, Oomycota, Peronosporomycetes, Peronosporales, Peronosporaceae. The record is from the annotation of a GenBank genome assembly.
AUGUCUGAACAUAGUCCAUUACUUGCUAAUGGUGAUGAACAUUCAUACAGUGGUGUAAGUAAUGAUGAUCGAUUUUACUUGGGAGUUGAUAAACGUUCACUAUUGGAUACAAAUGAAGCUGGAUUAAGUACAGUUGAAGCUUCACGUCGUCUAAAGGUAUUUGGUCCGAAUGAACUCGUAACAAAGGAAAAAAGUGCAUGGAUUAAACUAGCGGAACAAUUCUGGGGCCCUAUGCCUAUUAUGAUUUGGCUUGCUAUUCUUGUUGAAGCAAUUACAAGAGAUUGGCCUGAUUUCUUAGUUCUUCUCUUCUUACAAUUACUAAAUGGUACUGUUGGAUGGUAUGAAGAACUCAAGGCUGGUAAUGCUGUGGCUGCACUGAAAGCUAGUCUUAAACCUGAAGCACAGGUCAUUCGUGACGGUGUACACCAGACCAUUAAUGCUGCAUUGCUCGUGCCAGGUGAUCGCAUCACACUAUCGGCUGGCGCGGCCGUCCCUGCUGACUGUGACCUGUGUGAGGGAAACCCCGUGCAGAUUGAUCAAGCUGCGUUGACAGGCGAGUCAUUUCCAGUAACUAUGGCUGCUGGUGACAAUGCCAAGAUGGGAUCUACCGUUGUCCGUGGUGAAGUAGAGGCUGUAGUCUCUGCUACUGGUGGUCAGACGUUUUUUGGUAAAACAGCCAGUCUUAUCUCAUCGGUGGACGAAGUAAGCCAUUUCCAAAAGAUUCUGCUUCGUAUUACCAUGUUUCUCAUGGCCAUUUCAUUUGUAUUGGUCGGAUUCUGUCUUGGAUAUUUGAUCUACAAUGGCGAAGACUUUCUUGAAGCAAUUGCUUUUUGUGUUGUGCUGCUCGUUGCUUCCAUCCCCAUUGCAAUGCAGGUGGUAUGCACAUCAACAAUGGCUCUUGGAUCUCGCAAACUUGCCGAAGAAAAGGUCAUUGUUACUCAACUGCAGUCAAUUGAAACACUCUCUGGCAUGAACAUGCUAUGUUCAGACAAAACUGGUACGCUUACGCGCAACAAGAUGGAGCUGCAAGAUGACUUGCCAAUUUUUCACCCGACUGCUACACGAGAAGAAGUGCUAGUGACAGCUGCCCUUGCUGCCAAAUGGAAAGAGCCGCCUAAAGAUGCUCUGGACACGCUUGUACUGAACGCGAUCGACUUGCGUCCGCUUGAUCAAUACACGAUGAUGGACCACAUGCCGUUCGAUCCCUCGGUGAAGCGUACGGAAUCAACGAUCCGUGGACCGGACGGUAAGGUGUUCAAGGUAACCAAGGGUGCACCGCAAAUCAUUCUUGCACUUGCCCAUAACGUUACUGAAAUCCAGGAGGAUGUUGAAGCAAAGGUUUUGGACCUGGCCAAGCGUGGCAUUCGCUCGCUUGCUGUUGGCCGAACUUCAGAAGAUGAAGCUGAGGGUGGCUGGGUAUUCCUUGGUAUUAUGACGUUCCUCGACCCCCCGCGUCAUGAUACUAAGCGUACCAUUGAGCUGGCUCAUCAGAACGGUAUUGGCGUAAAGAUGAUUACUGGUGAUCAGGCCGCAAUUGCUGUAGAAACGUGCCGUAUGCUCGGAAUGGGUACGACUAUUCUGGGCACGGAUGUGUUGCCGACGGCUAACGCGCAGGAUGGUCUCUCAAUGAAUCUGGGCUCGGACUACGGUGCUGUUGUUGAAAGCGCCGACGGUUUUGCUCAGGUAUUCCCGGAGCACAAGUUCUUGAUUGUCGAGGUACUGCGUCAGCGCGGAUGGGUGUGUGGUAUGACCGGUGAUGGCGUGAACGACGCUCCUGCAUUGAAAAAGGCUGAUGUCGGUAUUGCUGUUGAAGGCUCGACAGACGCUGCCCGCGCUGCUGCAGACAUUGUGCUCACGCAGCCUGGUCUGUCUGUUAUCAUCAACGCUAUUACUCUGUCCCGCAGGAUCUUCCAGCGCAUGCGCAAUUAUGUGACGUAUCGCAUUGCUUGCACGAUCCAGCUUCUCAUGUUCUUCUUCAUCUCAGUGUUGCUGUUCCACCCGGACAGCUGCCGCUUCCAGCACUUUAUUCCACACAUUGGAGACUGCCCACUCAACAACAACGAGAGUACGGAAGCUGUAGACCCGUACUUCAAACUUCCCGUCAUUGCUCUGGUGCUGAUUACGAUUUUGAACGAUGGCACGAUUAUUUCGAUUGCCUACGACAAUGUGAUUCCCUCGAAGCGCCCGGAAAGCUGGAACCUGCCCCGUAUCUACUGGGUGUCGACAACGCUUGGUCUGAUUGCUGUUGCUAGCUCUCUUCUGUUGCUCUUCUGGGGCCUCGACUCGUGGAACAAGAACGGCGUUCUUGCGUACUUCGACCUGGGUGAUCUUCCAUACGACCAGGUCAUGAUGAUGAUGUAUCUCAAAAUUUCGCUGUCCGACUUUAUGACAGUGUUCACGGCUCGUACCGACGGACUGUUCUUCACGCGUGCACCUGGUCAUCUUCUUGCACUUGCUGCGUGCUUUGCUACCAUCGUGUCUACGCUUCUUGCUGUGUUCUGGCCCUUCACGGAGAUGGACGCAAUUUCGUUAAGACUUGCAAUUUUCAUCUGGAUCUACUGCCUCGGAUGGUUCUUUAUCCAGGAUCUUGGCAAGGUACUUCUCAUAUUCCUGCUUGAUCACAUUGACCACAUGAACGUCUUUGAGCGUAAGGUUAGUAGCAAGCGGUAUGUGAAGCAUGAAGCCCAGCGCCAGAACCGUAUUCGAAUGGGUUCGACUCUGCUGAACAACGACUCGUUCAUGCGCGGCUCGUUCGUAGCUGGCCGACCAGUGGGUGGUACUUUCGUGGAGCGCAGCAUGACGUUGGAGCAAGCCAUGAACCGCCUUGUGCGCCUGGAGGCUGAAAUGAAGGUCAUUCGUGCCGUCAUUCAGAAUGCCACGAGUACAGCCAAGGUAUAA